Messenger RNA from Hipposideros armiger (great roundleaf bat), 4469 nucleotides. It is a transcript of the gene PLPPR4, whose product is annotated as phospholipid phosphatase related 4. The coding region runs from base 1 to 2055 and encodes 684 amino acids. Lineage: Eukaryota; Metazoa; Chordata; Mammalia; Chiroptera; Hipposideridae. The transcript has 4 exons. The record is from RefSeq and is a predicted model, not a curated record.
AUGAGGAUGAAGGAAGAUCACCCAGCCUUUGGGUUCAAUGAAGAAACCUACACGUCUGCCUCCCUUGAUGCAGGGGACCCUCACCAUUCCCUGAUAGCAGGGGCGGUGGAGAGCAGAGGAAGGGUGGCAGGAAGGGGAAGCCAUUGCAGCAACAGUUUGGAGGAGGGAGCUGGACGUCUCUGCGCAGAGAAAAGCAGGGAGCGGGACCAGAGUAGGGGAGGAAGAGGACCUGCGGGCUCUGAGAACCGCUGGGUUGCUGCAAAAAGGGGCGGGGAGAGGCGGGGGCGCUGCACGCAGCGCGCUGGCUCCAGAGGUGCCCGCGGGGAAUGUGACAUCAGCGGCGACCGGCGCUUGCGGCUGGAGGAGGCAGCUCGCCUCGGCUGCGCUGUGCACACCUCGCCCAGGGGAGGACGCAGACCAGGGCAGGCGGCCGGGAUGUCGACGAAGGAGAGGCCAAAGGGCAAAGUGAUCAAGGACAGUGUCACCCUCCUGCCCUGCUUUUAUUUCGUCGAGUUGCCUAUAUUGGCAUCAUCGGUGGUUAGCCUGUACUUCCUUGAACUCACAGAUGUCUUCAAACCUGUGCACUCUGGAUUUAGCUGCUAUGACCGGAGUCUUAGUAUGCCGUAUAUUGAACCCACCCAGGAGGCAAUUCCAUUCCUUAUGUUGCUUAGUUUGGCUUUUGCUGGACCUGCAAUUACGGUAAGAAGUGCCCCCAAAUUGUGCUUGUCAGGUCUGUAUGCUGUGGGAAACUUUCUGCCUAGCGAAGAGAGUAUGUUUCAGCACAGAGAAGCUCUCAGGUCUUUGGCAGACCUGAAUCAGGACCCCAGCCGAGUUUUAUCUGCUAAAAACAGCAGCGGCAGUGAUGGAAUUGCUCACACAGAAGGCAUCCUCAACCGAAACCACAGAGAUGCUAGCUCAUUGACAAACCUCAAAAGGGCAAAUGCUGAUGUAGAAAUCAUCACACCACGGAGCCCCAUGGGGAAGGAGAACAUGGUGACCUUCAGCAAUACCCUGCCUAGAGCCAACACUCCAUCCGUAGAAGACCCUGUCAGAAGAAACACCACCAUUCAUGCCUCUAUGGAUUCUGCCCGGUCAAAGCAGCUCCUCACCCAGUGGAAGAGUAAGAAUGAAAGUCGGAAGUUGUCCCUGCAAGUGAUAGAGACUGAGCCCGGACAGUCACCACCCAGGUCCAUAGAAAUGAGGUCAAGCUCAGAGCCGUCAAGGGUGGGGGUCAACGGAGACCAUCAUGGUCCUGGUAAUCAGUACCUCAAGAUCCAGCCCGGCACUGUCUCCGGGUGUAACAACAGCAUGCCUGGGGGACCGAGAGUGUCCAUUCAGUCCCGGCCUGGCUCCUCACAGCUGGUGCACAUCCCCGAGGAGACCCAGGAAAACAUCAGCACCUCCCCCAAAAGCAGCUCUGCUCGGGCCAAGUGGUUGAAAGCUGCCGAGAAGACUGUGGCCUGUAACCGAAACAACAGCCAGCCCCGAAUCAUGCAAGUCAUAGCCAUGUCCAAGCAGCAGGGAGUCCUGCAAAGCAGCCCCAAGAACACCGAAGGCAGCACGGUCUCCUGCACUGGCUCCAUCCGCUACAAAACCUUGACAGACCACGAGCCCAGUGGGAUCGUAAGGGUGGAAGCUCACCCGGAGAACAACAGGCCCAUCAUACAGAUCCCGUCCACUGAAGGCGAAGGCAGCGGCUCCUGGAAGUGGAAAGCCCCCGAGAAGGGCAGCCUUCGCCAAACGUACGAGCUCAAUGAUCUCAACAGGGACUCAGAAAGCUGCGAGUCCCUGAAAGACGGUUUCGGUUCUGGAGAUCGCAAGAGAAGCAACAUUGAUAACAGUGAGCAUCACCACCAUGGGAUCACCACCAUCCGCGUCACCCCAGUGGAGGGCAGCGAAAUUGGUUCCGAGACGCUGUCCAUCUCUUCUUCCCGCGACUCCACUCUUCGGAGAAAGGGCAACAUCAUAUUAAUCCCCGAAAGAAGCAACAGCCCCGAAAACACUCGAAAUAUCUUCUACAAGGGAACCUCCCCCACACGGGCUUAUAAGGAUUGAGUCACGGCGUUCAGUCAUUUAGGCGGCCCCCCAAAAGACCACGGGUUCAUUCUAUCUGUGCUCUGUUCCAGCGGGUUGGGAACAUUUCUCACCAAACUAGAUUAUCCACCAUCAGCCCGGGACUCGGUGACUCUUGAGAACUACUACACUCAAGCUUGUAGAUUUCACAUCAAGGGGAGGGGAAAAGCACAAUGCAAGAACCUAACUAAUGUGAUAACGUGAAGACUCUUCUUAAAAUCAAUCUUCGAACUCAAAAGGUUUGCAGAGGGCAGUAUCAGAAGAAAGCGGUUUCCUUCAAUGUAUACUAUUUUACUUCCUGAAUGUGCCAACGUUAGGGAUUUUUCAUAAUUAGCUGUGGGAAUACAGAACACGUUUUCCCUACAGCAGAGGCCAUGCAGUAUUAUAUAUUCAUUUUGCAGAAUCUGCACCUAAAGCUCAUUAUGGGUGGUGCUGAUUAUUAUAGUAUAUGUACCAUGUAAACUCUCAAAUUCUAUUUAGCUGUGAAAUAGUGGUGUGCAAUUCCUUGUCAAAGAAAUGCUACUGUAUUAAGGAGAUGCUGGCUGCUUUGUGUUAGAAUAGGACACCCCACAGCUUCUCUGUAGUGGCUCUGUCAGAGUCAAAAUAUAAAAAAUUUUGUGCAUUUUUUUCAGAAUUAUGCUUUCUUCAACAACAAAAAAUAUAUAGGAAUAUUUUCAGUAAAAAGGUAGAGCUCGUACUUUUCUGCAUAGUUAUUUUUUUCUGCUUACUUUUUAUUUAAGUAUAGGCACUGCUAGUGAGUAAAUUUGCAUAAUUUGAAAUAUAUAUUGUUUUAGAGAGUCUUAAAAUUGUUGUGAUCAUAUUUUGUAUUUUACAGCUUGUUCUUUAUUUAUGAUUUUUAAUUUUUUGAUGUUAUAGAUACGUUCUAUUUUUAAAGCAAAAAUAACAGUGGACAUUCCUUGAGCAAAAUAUAUGGCUGUGAGUUUAUAAACAAGAAAUCUGAACCAAAACUUGACAUCGUGCUACAUUGCCAGCAAUGUUGCUCAUUUCUACCCAUAGAUGUUUCAAACCAGCUGGCUUAGGUGACUAUUUAGCAAGCAGUUCAAAAGUUCUAUUUAGUUCCAGAUUAUUAACUUUUUUGAUAUCCUGAUAACUAGUAAAUUAAAGCUACAGUAGCUGAGUUUUUACCUUCUUCCCUCAUAUAUUUUUGUUAAUGGACACCAACCGGAAGAAUCAAAAAAAAAAUGCAAAUUGAAAAGUAAAAGUAUUUCACAGAAGAAAUUAAGAAUGUAUUUCUUCAAAAUACCUAAAUAGGCACAGUUUUCAUGCUUAAUGUGUAAACAACAGUUUUUGCUGCCUAUCCUGAAUGAAGCUUUCAGCCUAAAUCAAAGGAAAUCAAUAUCAUCAAUAAGAAGAUAAAAACAAAACAUUUUUAGGUCUUUCCAAUUUAAAAUUUUUAUUUUUAAGUAUGAAGAAGUAUUUGGUUCUUGGAAUUUAGCUUUGGACCUUUUUUACUACAUCAUUAUCAAUUUCUACAGGACAGGAGCAGAGCUUACUAGAGUAACCCACCUCCUAAAGCAUUAGGGAUUAAGCUGAAACCAGCAGAAUUGAAAACUCUGGCAAUAAAAAUACAGAUUCAACUACAUCCCUUCUGGCAAUUUCCUCCUCAGAGAGGGGAGUGGGAAUAAAAUGUUGCCUUCCCCACUUCUCACCACCACCAUUAUGAUACUUCUACUGGUUUUUGCCAAUUUAUAGAGAGAAAGGUGGACUGGUUUUAGCACUCUGAAGAAAAAACAAAGCUGCAGCAUUUCAGGUGCAGUAUGAUAUUUCCUAAUCUUUCUUAUUUCUUAACAAAAUAUUUUAAAGUACUUCUCUAGUCAUUGAAGUUUUUUUUUCCUUUACAUAAAUAUUGAUAUAUUCUUUUUCUACUCAAAGUGCCAAAGGCUACAGUUUUUAAUGACAACAAAUUGUACCACAUUGCUAAGGAAAUAUAAUGAUAGUCAUUAGAACUCAAGACCUCUGCAUGUAUAUUUGAUAACACAUCUUUUGUAAAAAAAAAAAUUACAAAAAAAUUUGUUUACAUUCCACUGGUACCUUAAUUUAAAAUAAAUGAGACUAACAGGUGGUAUUUUUUCUCCUUAGUGUUCUAUUUAUCUUAUUUGCUAAUGAGAGCACUUCUUCCUUUGUUAGGCUGUGCUUUACAAUAAAACCAAGUAUUGAAAAAAAGAGAGUUAAUUAUCUUUUUAAAGUAAAUAAAAUUAUGAAAAUACAUAUAAUAUAUAUAAAGUAUUGUGUUUAAUAAAAUGUUAUGCAAUGUUUUCCAAACUGAUAAAAUUUGUAAAGUGCUAUAAUGUAUUUUGUUAAGUAUAGAUCACAGCUAUUGUGUGAGUAUAUUGUGCUAACAUCAUAGAAAUAAAGAUUAGAUUUCUUCAUCAGAA